Staurois parvus is the source of this 859-nucleotide messenger RNA. Lineage: Eukaryota; Metazoa; Chordata; Amphibia; Anura; Ranidae. The record is from the annotation of a GenBank genome assembly.
CUAUAUGAUUUUUUUUAUCCUUUAGUCUAGAUAUGAGGCCUGUCCAGUCCAUCCAGCAUCCAGCCAUGUACCGUAUUUUUUGCUCCAUAAGACGCACUUUUUCCCCCAAACAAAUGGGGGGAAAUGUCUGCGUCUUAUGGAGCGGCCGGCCCGGAAUUCCCGCCACCGCCGUGUUAGAAUUCCGGGCCGGCCUCUCGGCUCUUCUGUUCUCCUCGGUCCAGUGCUGUCCUCACCAUCUUCUCUCCCUGGUGCCGGCAUCUUUAGUGUGGGCACCCGGCUGUGGCAGGUUGAGGCUUCACAGCCGGGUGCCCACUGCGCUUUGUGAUUGGUCCGGCAGUCUUUUGAGACCUGUCAUGUGUCCCUGAAGAUGGAGAGGGAGGUGUUUGGUCAUCUCCUGUACUGUGUCUGCAGUCUCUGGUCAUCUCCUGUACUAUGUCCGCAGUCUCUGGUCAUCUCCUGUACUGUGUCCGCAGUCUCUGAUCAUCUCCUGUACUGUGUCUGCAGUCUCUGGUCAUCUCCUGUACUAUGUCCGCAGUCACUGUCUCUGGUCAUCUCCUGUUACUGUGUCCGCAGUCUCUGGUCAUCUCCUGUACUGUGUCCGCAGUCUCUGGUCAUCUCCUGUACUGUGUCUGCAGUCUCUGGUCAUCUCCUGUACUAUGUCCGCAGUCUCUGGUCAUCUCCUGUGCUAUGUCCGCAGUCUCUGGUCAUCUCCUGUACUGUGUCCGCAGUCUCUGGUCAUCUCCUGUACUGUGUCCGCAGUCUCUGGUCAUCUCCUGUACUGUGUCCGCAGUCUCUGGUCAUCUCCUGUACUGUGUCCGCAGUCUCUGGUCAUCUCCUGUACUGUGUCCGCAGUCUCUGG